GCUGUACCCUAUCCAAACUGAUCAUCAGUUUUAGUGCCGAAGUGAACAUUUUGUUUUGUCUCUUUUUCUGCAACAAGACAUCACCAAACAAAAUGCUGUUCCCAACACAUAAGCUUCCUUGUAUUCAAAAACAAACAGAAGGCCCUUGUCUUCCAAAUCUGGAGCCUUUCUCUCAAUCACACUUGUAUCAACACACGAACUAUUUACUUACAACUCUACGCGAUCUGAGUCUAGAGACAAGCGUGGAAGGGGUUUUGAGCAAUAGAAAGCGGUUUCUAGAAAUGUACAGUAAUGUACGAGCGAAUGCGUCACAUCUAUCAAGCGAGGACGACAAUUCACUGUUGCGAGCGUCUCACGCUUUAAAUUUGGAGCACCGGAAACAAUGUCUAAAGAAGAUGGUCGCUUUUAAAAGAACGCCUUGCCUUGAAGUUCAACAAAUACAAGCAGUAAAGAUGGCCCAAGACAAUAAAGAUUCAAAAGGCUUCCAGACCCGGCGAGAGCUCAAACAACAUUACAACACUGUGCUCAAGAACUGGAUCGAUCAGCAUAGCUCUCAUCCUUUUCCGAAUAAGAAAGAGAAAGCCGAACUUUGUUCACAGGCAUCCAUCACAGAGAGGCAGCUAAACAAUUGGUUUACGAACUAUCGUCGUCGACAUCUUCAACCAUAACAAGUAGCUACUCCUUCAGUUCAAAUUACAAAUAAAUAUAUACACAGUAGUUUAGUGACAAC
Messenger RNA from Lobosporangium transversale, 730 nucleotides. RefSeq lists its product as hypothetical. The record is from RefSeq and is a predicted model, not a curated record. Gene Ontology annotation, molecular function: DNA binding. The transcript has 2 exons. NCBI's taxonomy places the organism in Eukaryota, Fungi, Mortierellomycota, Mortierellomycetes, Mortierellales, Mortierellaceae. The coding region runs from base 93 to 668 and encodes 191 amino acids. Gene Ontology annotation, biological process: regulation of DNA-templated transcription.